This is a messenger RNA of Phaedon cochleariae (mustard beetle), 4054 nucleotides long. NCBI's taxonomy places the organism in Eukaryota, Metazoa, Arthropoda, Insecta, Coleoptera, Chrysomelidae. The record is from the annotation of a GenBank genome assembly.
GAGUUCAUCACUGACAGAAGAAUGCUCAUUGAUAAAAAUGAACUUGUGACCUUAUGAAUAAACAACAAAUAAUCACUAUCGGUCUUGGCAAUCCCACUUGGCCUGAUUAUCUGUCACAACUCAUAAAUAAUGAAAAAAAUACUGUUGUCCUGUCAGGUCCUUGCAGCAGUGCUGCCAAGAAUUUCAGGAUAAUCGAUCCUGUCGCGCAUACUCCCUACCAUUUCUACUUCUUCUGUGAGUUCUACAUGCAUGGUUCUACCUUAUUUACGUGAAAAAUGUGAGCAAAUACCUGGGGCUCCUUGCAAAAAACCACAAGCGUUAAGCGUGAAAAAAUGUUUACAACAAACAAACUGGAUUUCCAAUAAUUCGCAAUGUUGUGCAGCAGAUCGUAACGAAGACAGUGAUUAUUAUUUGCUGAUUAUGUGGUGUUGUUGUUGAGAGUUAAUUUGUUGAUAUUAGCAAUGGGAACCAGUGAAUCAAAACAAGUGAAAGCCAAAGGCAAAACGAAAGCCAAACUGGGAGGCAAGAAAAAAGGUAGAAUUGAAGAUAUCUUCACAAGUGUAGUGCCAAAUGAAGAAGAGGAACAGCCCCAGCCAGAACCAAUCACUCCGCCUGCUCAAAAAACAGCUGACUCUUGCACUCACAUCGAGGAGAAUCUAAAGUUGAACAACCGCAUAAGUGAAAUAAGCGAAGGAGAUUCUAAAAAAUGCGUAACAUCACCUUCAAGCUCGGAAUCCUACUUCACCGAUGUUCAAACUCCUUCCGGAACGCAAAUUCAAGCUUCAGAGCACCAAGAAGCUGAAGCUCCGAGCUCCACCAAUGGAACCUUCCUCCAUAACCUCACCUUGAACAGCUUCAAGCUUAACGAGUACAGGGCGAGGCAUGAAGAGGUGAAGGUGCGGAAGCUGAGCAAGCUUGAGGUCUCCAAGACCAGUCAGAUAAGCUUAGACAGCAAUCCAGAAGUGUGUUUUGCCAGUGACAAUGUCGAAAUUGUCAGUCAAAUGCACGAUGACAGCGGUUUUGGGGAAUCCUCUUUGGAUGGGGAGGAAGCUGUUAGGUUGAGGCCCAAAGAAUUGGUAGAUGAGGAGAGCAAAGUGGCGCUUAUGGUGAAGAGAAUGUCAGAUGUCAACUUGAGUAAUGGCAUUCCUGAGUACAAAAGGCAAAUGUCAGCUCCAUUAGACAUGACGAUAGAUAUACAGGAUGGCUCGGUCCUGAAAAAGGUGGCUUCUCUCACACUUAGCAGAACUGAUAUCGAUUCAAAAAUUUACAAACCAAAAUUCGUCCCUGAAAAGUUGGAUUUCCAGUUGUAUGAAAAAUUUGAAGGUCACAUGUUGGUGAACUGGUAUCUCUCAGAAUUCAGUGAAGAUCAUCACUAUAACACUUAUUGGAAUACGCAGGAUUUGAAAAUCUUAGCAAUACAAUUCUGCACCCACUUACUGGCUGCAGGAGUUUUGAAACAGAUACCAGAUAAAGAGGUCCCAAUGUACAACAUAUUCAAGCCCGACUGCAUGUACUACUGGACCCAUGCCGAGACCCCCAUAUCAAUACCACAAACCCCCGGUCGUCUUAGCAUGAUAUCAUGGCCACCUACCUCACCCACAGAACCAUUCUCCCCAUGCGGCAACGAUCUCAUACCGACCAUCCAAUCAGAAAGCGAAGCUCACCUCAUACCCCGACAAGAACUCAGAAGCUCAGCCAGGGACGUGGAACUUUUAUGCUUGGAAGAAGAGGUCAAGAGGCUAACUCAGGAAGUAGAGAAAUACAAAACCCUCAUAGAAAUACAGACACUAACAAACAAAGCGAUGACGGAUUUUGGUUCGCCAGUAGAAGAAAAUAAAACGUUCGCCAGCUGUGAUAAUUCAAGUGGAGUGAAAAGUGAUAAGGGAGUGAGUGAAAGGACGAUUGUACAUACUGAAGCACAAACGAGUGAGGCAGAUGCAAAACACAACGUUUCCACUCAGACCGAAGAGCCAGUAGCACAAACAGCACAAGAAACCACUAUUCAAAAUGAGCAGAAAACUCUUUGUUCUACCAUCCCCUCAUUACCAACGCCAGAAGUUAGCAAGCCUCCCCCUGCUCCACCUCCAAUGCCAGAAAUGUCUAGUGUUCUCCCUCCUCCUGCUCCUCCGAUGCCAGAAAUGGUUGUACCUGCCUCUCCAUCAUUGCCAGGAAUGAGUGGGCCUCCCCCUCCACCACCUCCUCCCAUGCCAGGGCCUUGUGGACCUCCACCUCCUCCUCCGAUGCCAGGGAUGGAUGGACCUCCUCCUCCUCCUCCUCCGAUGCCGGGAAUGGGAGGACCUCCCCCUCCUCCGAUGCCAGGGAUGUGUGUUCCUCCACCUCCUCCAAUGCCAGGGAUGUGUGGUCCUCCUCCUCCUCCGAUGCCAGGGAUGGGAGGAUUUGCUCCUCCGCCAAUGCCAGGGAUGAGUGGGCCUCCUCCUCCUCCGAUGCCAGGGAUGGGAGGACCUCCUCCUCCUCCAAUGCCAGGAAUGGGUGGGCCUCCUCCUCCUCCGUCUCCAGCGCCGUUACCAACGCCACCUGUUGGAGGUUGGAAUCCUCAGAAAGCUGCCCUCCGAAAACCCCCAGUCACCCCUCUGGUGCCAAUGAAACCCCUGUACUGGACCAGGAUCCUGGCACCCCCCACAGCGCCAACAGUGGUGGACAGCCCCACCACGAACAUCGCCCUCUGGCGGGAAAUCGAAGAACUGCCGAUGAAAGAACUGUCGGAAUUCACGGAGCUCUUUUCCAGACAGGUGGUGGCUAGGAAGCCGACUGUCAAAAAGGUGGAGCAGAAGCUGAAGGUCGAAGCUGUCAAACUGUUGGACAACAAGAGGUCGCAGAAUGUGGGGAUUUUGGCGCAGAGUUUGCGGGCCGAUAUCCAGGAGAUAGAGAAUGCGAUUUAUAAUUUUGAUACUUCCAUUGUUAGUUUAGAGGCUCUUCAGCAAAUUUAUGAAGUGAGGGCGAAUGAAGAGGAAUUUGACCUGAUCAAAUCCCAUUUAGCUUCAAAGCCAGAGGUCCCCCUAGAUAAACCCGAACAGUUCCUGUAUGAACUCUCAGAAAUAUCCCAUUUCGCUGAGAGAAUAUCAUGCCUAAUGUUUCAAGUGGAAUUCGAUGAUUCCAUAAGUACCAUUGGCCAUACGUUAACAAAUAUCAAAAGUACCUGUGAUUUUUUAAUUAAUAGUGCCGAGCUGAAGGAAGUGAUGGCGAUAAUUUUAACCCUUGGAAAUUAUAUGAACGGGGGUAACAUGACGAGAGGCCAAGCUGACGGGUUCGGUUUGGAAAUACUGUCAAAACUCAAGGACGUCAAAUCUAAAGAUUCCAAAAUCACGUUGCUCCACUAUAUCGUCAUGUUGUAUAUGAAGAAAAUUGAUAAUCCCCUUGAACCUAACAUACUUCUACCAGUACCUGAACCAGGAGACAUCAGAAGAGCUGCCUCAGUCAAUUUUGAUGAAGUCUCACUCGAUCUGCAAAAACUACAGAAAAAAUUAGAAGCAUGCGAAAAAAAGUCUCAAAUUAUCAUCGAAGCCUCAACUCCCGAAAAUCUUCAACCGUUCAAAGACAAGAUGACAACAUUUUUGGAAAAUUCUAAAAAGCAGCUGGCUGCGGAAUUUGAAUCUCUCGAAGAAUGUCAUAAACAGUUUAUUUCAACGAUGAAAUAUUAUUUGUUUAAACCCAAAACGGGAACUUUAGAAGCCUUUCCGCCAAAUUCGUUUUUUGAAUUAUGGUUACAAUUUUGCAUAGACUUCAAGGAUAUUUUCAAGAAGGAACUCAUCAGGCUGGAGAAAGAACAUGUUAAAGAAAUUAAGAGGAGAGAAAUUGAAAGAAAAGAUGAGGGGAAGAUGAUAAAAUUGAGAGAGAAUGGACUUAAAGCCAAAAUAAUGAAAUUAAAAAUGAAACAAAAAAGAGACCAAUGAUUUCGUACUUAUUUGCGGAAAUAUUUUUUAAAAUGUUUUCAGUAUUUAGGUGUCUUAUUUAUUUGUCGAAUAUUUUAUUCUAUUUGUAUGUAUUUGUUAUAAUUUUUUAAUGAGACAUUAUAUGAUUAUUUUUAUUAACAUAA